UGGCUUUAUUGUUAGCAUCAAGGCUGCAGGUUUCUGCUAAGUUUGGAGUUACUCUACAAGACUGCAUGACAGCAAAGCAUAAGUAAUAACCACCGGCAUAUACUCACAAGGAGUCUGCAUGUCUAGACAAUAGACAUGCUCAGCUUUGUGGACACACGGACUGUGUUGCUGCUCGCAGUAACUUCAUACCUAGCAACAUGUCAAUCAUGUCUAUUCCAACAGGGGCCAAGAGGAGACAAAGGCCCACAGGGAGAAAGGGGCCCUCCCGGUAUCCCAGGCAGAGACGGUGAGGAUGGACCUCCAGGAUUACCAGGCCCACCUGGGCCUCCCGGCCUUGGCGGAAACUUUGCUGCUCAAUAUGACCCAUCCAAAGCAGGCGGCGGUGAUUUAGGACCACAAGGAAUAAUGGGACCAAGAGGACCACCCGGACCAUCCGGCUCCCCUGGCCCUCAAGGUUUCCAAGGACUUGCAGGCGAACCUGGUGAACCUGGUCAAACAGGUCCAGUCGGUUCCAGAGGUCCAUCUGGUGCACCUGGAAAACCUGGUGAAGAUGGUCACCCUGGAAAACCUGGCAGACCUGGUGAAAGAGGCCCAGUUGGAGUUCAGGGUGCUCGUGGAUUCCCCGGAACUCCCGGUCUUCCUGGAUUUAAAGGACUUAGAGGCCACAACGGUUUGGACGGACAAAAGGGAGCCCCUGGUGCUGCUGGUGUAAAGGGAGAAAAUGGUGCCAAUGGUGAAAAUGGAUCACCUGGUCAGGCUGGUGCUCGCGGUCUUCCAGGUGAAAGAGGACGUAUUGGACCCUCUGGCCCCUCUGGUGCUCGCGGAAGUGAUGGCAGUGCCGGUCCCACCGGUCCAGCUGGUCCUAUUGGUUCCGCUGGUGCCCCUGGCCUCCCCGGUGCUCCUGGUCCCAAGGGAGAUAUUGGACCCGCUGGUAACUCUGGACCCACAGGUGCUGCAGGUGGAAGAGGUGAACCUGGACCCCCAGGUGUUUCUGGCCCUGCUGGACCACCAGGCAACCCUGGUGCUAACGGCAUUAAUGGUGCUAAAGGUUCUGCUGGUCUCCCCGGAACAGCUGGUGCUCCUGGUCUUCCUGGUCCACGUGGUAUCCCUGGCCCUCCCGGUCCUGCUGGACCUGCUGGUUCCAGAGGACUUUCUGGUGAACCUGGUGUAGCUGGCGGAAAGGGAGACACUGGAGCAAAGGGAGAGCCUGGUACUUCUGGUCCCCAAGGUUCUGCUGGUCCCCCUGGAGAGGAAGGCAAGAGAGGUCCCAAUGGUGAACCUGGAUCAUCUGGCCCUGCUGGCAAUGCUGGAAUUAGAGGUGUUCCUGGAACCCGUGGUCUGCCUGGACCUGAUGGCAGAGCUGGUGGAAUUGGCCCUGCUGGAAACCGUGGUUCUAGUGGUCCUCCUGGUGCAAGAGGUCCCAAUGGUGAUGCUGGUCGCCCUGGAGAGCCUGGUCAUCUUGGAGCCAGAGGUCUUCCUGGUUCCCCUGGUAACACCGGACCCGCUGGCAAAGAAGGUCCUGCUGGUCCCCCAGGUCCCGAGGGACGUAAUGGUCCUGCUGGCCCAGCUGGUAACAGAGGAGAACCUGGCAGCAUUGGAUUCCCUGGACCCAAAGGUCCUAAUGGUGAGCCUGGCAAAAACGGAGAAAAGGGAAGCCAAGGUCCUUCUGGAAACAGGGGAGCUCCCGGACCUGACGGAAAUAAUGGCGCACAGGGUCCCCCAGGUCUUACUGGUGCACAAGGAGAAAAAGGUGAACAAGGUCCCUCAGGUGCCCCAGGAUUCCAGGGUCUUCCAGGCCCAGGCGGUCCUGCUGGAGAACUUGGCAAACCAGGAGAGAGAGGUAGCCCUGGUGACUUUGGUGCUGCUGGCCCUGCUGGUCCAAGAGGUGAACGUGGUGCUCCUGGGGAGAGUGGUUCUGUAGGCCCUGCUGGAGCUCUUGGACCUCGUGGCCCUAGUGGUGCUCCUGGUACUGAUGGAAACAAGGGAGAACCUGGUGCUGCUGGCUUAAAUGGUGGUCUUGGCCCAUCUGGCCCAUCUGGAAUCCCAGGAGAAAGAGGUGGAGCUGGUACUCCUGGAACUAAAGGUGAAAAGGGAGAUGCUGGCAACACUGGAGAUUAUGGUAACCCCGGAAGAGAUGGUGCCCGUGGUCCCGCUGGUGCUGCUGGUGCUCCUGGUCCCGCUGGUGGUCCUGGUGAUAGAGGUGAAUCUGGCCCUUCUGGUCCUCCUGGUACCCCUGGUCAGCGCGGUGCCCCUGGUGAACGUGGUGAGGCUGGCCCUGCUGGUCCUACUGGCUUCGGUGGUCCUCCUGGUGCAGCUGGGCAAGCUGGAGCUAAAGGAGACAGAGGUGCAAAAGGACCCAAAGGAGAACUUGGUCCACAAGGUGCAGUUGGUGCUGUAGGCUCUUCCGGCCCAGCAGGUCCCAACGGCGCAGCUGGUAGCGUGGGUGCUCGUGGUGAUUCUGGUCCAUCUGGUGCAACUGGUUUCCCUGGAGCUGCUGGAAGACCCGGAGCUCCUGGUCCUGCUGGUAUAACUGGACCUGUUGGCCCCACAGGCCAACCUGGUAAAGAUGGACCAAGAGGCCCACGUGGUGACAGUGGUCCAGUCGGUCGUCCUGGUGAACUAGGUGCAGCUGGCCCAGCUGGCUUAUCUGGGGACAAAGGUCCAUCUGGUGAAGCUGGUUCUCCUGGAGCUCCAGGUUCUGCUGGACCUUCUGGAGUAAUUGGUUCACGUGGUAUUGUUGGUCUUCCUGGAACAAGAGGUGAACGUGGUCUGCCUGGUGGUUCUGGAGCAAACGGUGAGCCCGGUUCUUCUGGUCCCGCUGGUUUGUCAGGUCCUCGUGGUCCCCCUGGCCCUGUAGGAAAUCCUGGUCCAGUUGGUGUUCAUGGUGAAGCUGGCCGUGAUGGCAACCCUGGCAAUGAUGGUCCUCCAGGCCGUGAUGGUCUUCCUGGUCUUAAGGGUGAACGUGGUUAUCCUGGUAACAGUGGCCCUGCUGGUCUUGCUGGCGCUCCUGGUCCAGCUGGUGCUGUUGGUCAGGCUGGCAAAUCUGGAAACCGUGGUGAACCUGGUCCUUCUGGUUCUGCUGGAAAUGUUGGUCCUGCUGGAGCCAGAGGUCCAUCUGGUCCACAAGGUGCCCGUGGUGACAAGGGUGAAGCCGGUGAGAAGGGACAAAGAGGUUUGGAUGGUCGCAAAGGACACAACGGUUUACAAGGUCUUCCCGGCCCUGCUGGUCAAUCAGGAGAAACUGGUCUUGCUGGUUCUGUUGGUCCAUCUGGUCCACGGGGUCCAUCUGGUCCCUCUGGUCCACCUGGCAAAGAAGGUCGUGUUGGACAACCUGGUUCCAUUGGUCCCGUUGGUCCUCGCGGUCCAAAUGGUUUCACUGGCCCUGCUGGUCCUCCUGGACCUCCUGGACCACCUGGACAUCCCGGACCUUCUGGCGGUGGAUAUGAGGCCAACUUUGAAGGUGGUGAAUUCUAUAGAGCUGACCAGCCUGCUCGUAGACCCAAGGACUAUGAAGUUGAUUCCACUUUGAAAUCUUUGAACAACCAGAUUGAGACAAUCCUGACCCCUGAAGGCUCAAGAAAGAACCCAGCUCGUACCUGCCGUGACUUAAGACUCAGUCACCCUGAUUGGACCAGUGGAUUCUACUGGGUUGAUCCUAACCAAGGAUGCACAUCAGAUGCCAUCAGAGUUUUCUGUGACUUCUCCACUGGAGAGACAUGCAUCCAUGCCAAUCCUGACGGCAUUCCACGCAAGAAUUGGUACACCAGGACCACUAAGGACAAGAAGCACGUAUGGUUUGGUGAAACCAUUAACGGUGGCACCCAAAUCGAAUACAACGAAGAAGGAGUUACAUCCAAGGACAUGGCCACUCAGUUUGCCUUCAUGCGUCUGCUGGCUAACCAUGCAUCUCAGAACAUUACUUACCACUGCAAGAACAGCAUUGCCUACAUGGACGGAGAAACCGGAAACCUCAAGAAGGCCAUCCUUCUGCAGGGAUCCAAUGAUGUUGAACUACGGGCAGAAGGCAACAGUAGAUUUACAUUCACCGUCCUUGAAGAUGGCUGCACGAGACACACAGGUACAUGGGGAAGAACAGUCAUUGAAUACAGAACAAACAAACCAUCACGUUUGCCCAUCCUGGACAUUGCCAUUUCGGACAUUGGUGGCCCUGACCAAGAGUUCGGUGCGGACUUUGGCCCAGUCUGUUUCAAAUGAAAAACAACAAAACAAUAAAACUAACUUAAGAACUAUCCUCUCUUUGCCCUUUCUUUGUUUUUUAUACCGAAAGCUGACCUCUUCCAUUUUUCCACUUAUCUUCAUGCUUAAAACCAGGGGCAAAUGAGACGGAAAAGAGCAUUGUGCAAUGCAAUUAAAUACAUGCCUAAGAGGACAAUGAAAUCUUUUACGAUUUAAACAUCAUGUUGUGGAAAAAUGUCAGCUUUUGCAAAAAAAAAAAAAUUUUAAAAAGCCCAAAUAAAAAACAUGAAAGUUUGCACCAUUUGUGGCCUGAAUAUCUUCUACGGAGGAAGUUUAAAACCACAACUUCCGCAGGUUUUAACUACCUCAUACACUUAAAAAGUGUCUUCACAUCUCCAGCAAGCAUGUAACCAUGGUGUUCAAAAAUAAAAUCAUUAUACAAAGGUGCUAAUUGAGGUACUAAUGGUGCUAAUAAAGGAUUAAAAUCCAA
This is a messenger RNA of Spea bombifrons (plains spadefoot toad), 4687 nucleotides long. It is a transcript of the gene COL1A2, whose product is annotated as collagen type I alpha 2 chain. Gene Ontology annotation, molecular function: extracellular matrix structural constituent. The coding region runs from base 136 to 4215 and encodes 1359 amino acids. Lineage: Eukaryota; Metazoa; Chordata; Amphibia; Anura; Pelobatidae. The record is from RefSeq and is a predicted model, not a curated record. The transcript has 50 exons.